AUGAGCAUUAGUCGUCAAUAGAAGCUUCUCAGAUUAGGUCACAAUCGAAAAAAUUCGUUUUGUUGCUACUUCUUUUUUUAAAAACAUUUAUAAUUGAAAAGAAAUGGGUGGUGAAAUAAGAGUAUUUGAUGGUUUUUCUAAUUAUUAUAAUAUAUAUUGAUAUUAAUAUAUAUAUAAUUUUUUUAAUUUUUUUAUAUUUUUUUGAAUGUGUACAGUUACGGUCAGAUGAAAAUACGUCACAAACUUGACGUCACAUACAUGUUAAUAGACGCGCAUUGUUGUCUUUUUUUUUCUUAGGCACUGGUGGUGCGCACUUCAGGCGAGGACACGCCGGGGACGUGGCGGGGACGCACCAGGUGUCUCCUCUCAUUUCUUUUUGUUCUAAUAAGUGUUCAGCAAAUUUUCCUUUUUAUACGUUUUUACAGUCUGAACAGUCUUUGAUGAACCCAUAUGAGCCGCAUGGCUCAUUUCAAUCAGUCGGCACACACCCACGGUAUGAUUUUCAUUAUGCUGCAGUUUCUUCUUCAUCUUUUUAGCUGCGUGAAAUCGACGGCCAACCAUGGGUCCGUUCACCUACCAAGCCAUCAAUCUUCAUCGAUGAAAGGUAAUUUGAAAAAGUUCUGUUUGUUGAUAUGUUUUCAGAACCGGGAAAAAAAGCGCCAGAUUGGUACUAUCCCGGGUCUUCAUCGGAGAGUUCAAUGCUCGAUCCUAUCGAAACACGGAUACUCGGUGUAUCUACUUCAUCUCGAAGUUUGGCUUCUGAGAUGAAAGAUGAAUCUAUAGCUGAACAUGGGGUUCCUUUUGGAAAUUUUUUUUUCAUUGUGUGUUCCAUUCACAGUUAGUCUAUUGGCAAGAAAAAUAUCUUCAUAUUUAAAAUUAAAAUUGAUUUUAUUGCUUCACUGAACAUAUUUAGGACUGCGAGCUAUAUAGUGUCAACUACUCUGUUUUCUAAGCAUUUUUCACGAUCAAUAUGGAACCGAACUUCUUUGACUUAUUCCUCAAUGUUACAGAUUAGUUGUUCUUGUGGAUGUAUUUCGGUGAAAUGUUUGGGCAACAGCGCUCACGAAAUUAAUUUUUCAUGCGAUAAAACGGCUUCAAAUCCUCAAGGAGAGCUCAUUGUACGGCUUCGUAGGGAUGGCGUAAUAAAAGUUCUUGAAGGAGGUUAUCCAAAGUUAAUAGAGAGUAAAAGAAUUUUUUUUACGAUUCAGAUAACGAAAAGGUCAUUUAUGAUUUCUCGCAGCCAACUCCAAUGAGCUUAUAUCCACCGUCUCAACCGCUAUAUUUUCCCGUUGCGCCUUUCCCUUCGUGUCAAUCCAUAAACAUGGUUUCGUCUCUUUUUCGGACCUGAAAUGUUGUCUGUGAUUGGUUUUGCUUAUGACAUCCCGUCUUUACUGUAGAAAACUUUCUGGUGGUGAAAAAAAAGCCAGCGAGUUUUCGAACAGCAGCUUUUCCGAUUUUUCAUAUCGCUAGGAAACUUUCCGACGGCGACGUUUCCGACUCUUUCCUUUUCAACUUUUUUUCCCUUAUAUUUGUUUCAUAAAAGAUCUAUCGACAUUGUGUUUUUAAGCAUGAUCAACUACUUAUUUUAUAAAAAGAAAAUUCAGAGCGAAGAGAUUAUCGAGAAAAAAAGGCCGGAAGCUUUGCAGUAGGAAAUUUCCUUAGCGAUAAGAAAAAAAUCAAAAAAAGUUACUGUUCGAAAGUUCGUUGGCUUUCACAUUUUCAUUUUUGCAUAUUGCAGGUUUUUUUAAUCUUUUUGAGUAUUUAACAAAUAGUUAUUUUUUUGAUGUCUAAAAAAAUGCUUGAAAAUGAAUAAAUUACGAUUAAACUUACAAUAUUUUUUUAUGUCAGUUGUAGGUCAAAACGUCGUGCGGUCACUACGCGCAGGAUGUUCCCUUCUUGCCGAGAGCAGCAUACCCAGAAAUAGAGGUUUUUUUUCUCUCAAAAACUAUUUUUCGUUUGUCCUCUUCAGCAACAUAACUCCUGGUGAUAACACCUGUUUUCAGGCUCCGAAUUACGGUACACACAGACAAAAUUGUUCUUUUCAAACCCAAUUUCCGAUGGAAUAUCCAUCGUGGAAUAGUAACGUCACACAAGUAAAUUGGUCAUUCAUUUUUGUUCCCAAAUCAAAAUUAUAGGCGGAACAGACAUUUUCAGGCUUCAGAAACAUGACGACAGGCUUUGAGGAGGUUCAAACUUUUAGAAACAUUUCCGAAAAAAAUUGAGUAAAGAAGGUUAAAAAAUCGCGGAGUCCAUGCAGUUCAGAAAGCUGCCAGUAAAAACUUACACAACUUUUUUUUUUUACUCAUUUUAAGUUCUUCAGUCUUUGGAGUUAUUUUUGAGAAAGCGUUCAGAAACACUAACACAUAGUAGAAGCAAAAUGUCAACUAACCCUCGAAGCAUAGAAAGGGACAAAGAAAUUUGUAUGAAAAAAAGGUCUCUGUGUUUCAAGAAUGAGCCUUGCUAUUUUUUUCAAUCUAUUGAGUUUUUAGCGGCUAUAUACAAGUGAAGAUACGUUGCCAGAGUUGCCGAAGAUAAAUCCUAGUAAAGGUUUUCAAACGGUGAAUUCGACAACUGGAGGCCAUCCGCCGGAAGACGGAGGCGGUCCCAUUUUGCAGGUAGGAAUUUCUAAUCGGAAAUAGUCUGCUUGAUGUUGAUUCGAAAGCCAAACCUACUUGGGAAUUUUUGAAUUAGACUUUUCCAGACAUUGACGUCAUCAUCGGCGAUGAGGUACCUGGUUAAUCGUCCAAUAAAGGUUUUUUUCAAACUCUCUGUGAAUAAGUUCAUGCAAUUUUAGAAAGCAGAUGAUGAUCAGUGUAAAGACUUACCGAAUCCACUGGAUGUUUCUAAGUUUUCAAGCUGCAAAUAAUAAUUAUUCUAAAAUUUGUUUCAAAAGAGAGGACAACGAUGUCGUUGAAAUUUUUUCGACGACACCCUUGAUGCGAAUCAAAAAAGAUUUAGGAGUUAAAGUAGGUAUUCUCUAAAAUAAGUGUAAUUUCUCUGUUUUUUAAGGGAGGCGGCGAAGACUUUGAAAAUGACUCGGAUUUCGAGAUUUCGUGAGUUUGAGAUAAAGUUUCUGUUCAAUUUUCAAGAGACAGAUCUGUGGUGUCUGAUUGUGGCGAGAUCUUCAUGGACAUGGAAAAUGCCGCGGACAUCGGAGACCGUCGCGAAUGGAAGGAAGGGCUCAACAUCGACGUGCGAUUGAAGCCUGGCGGUGGACAUGAGGUUUUUUCUCUCCGGGGUAUCGAUCCUCGAAAUUUCUCUUUUCAAGGUCGAAUUGUAUACUUUAAACGACGGUCUCAAGGUGUUCGACGUCGGGAUUUGCGGGAAUAUCAGUGAGAUCAAGACUUCUCAGUACUUGAAGUACCGUGAGAGAAGAGAUGGAACUUUUGAGGUUUGUCGAUUUUUUUGACCUGGUGUCUGUCCAAAUAUCUUCGCUCCUCAAUUUUGUAGAAGUUUUGCACUACUUAAAAAGAAAACAGAGAGAAGUCUUUCGAAACGAUAGUUUUUUGGGAUUUUCUCCUUCAAAAAUUCCAGAAAUGAUUUUCCCGCAGACCAUAUAGAGAUGAACUAAUUUUUCGUCGAGAAAAAUUGUUUUUUCCGUAUAAGCAAAAUUCCUGAAUUCAUCACUUUUGAAAGGGAAGUGAGACAAUUUUGUAAGAGGGGUAGCUCAAGUAAGAAUAAAAGUAAAGUCUUGGUCGAAAAAAUUGGAGUUUUUUUUUUCUUUGGCGCAUCACACGCCCGAAAUGAAACAUUGGUACUCUCUGAAUUUUCAAUGUUUUUCUCAUUCAUCUGCUCUUAAAAUAUCAAACGAUCCGGAGAUGUUUUCAAGAUGAGGACGACGAAAAGUAUGCUGCAGCGCGUAGGCGUCAUCUCCAUCAAGUUGCGUCACAAAAAGUGCCUCGAGAUAAAGACUUACGCUCUGUGUUGUUACUCGACAGCAGAACUGCUCAACAACCGGAAAAACAGCUUUUACCUUUGGUAAGACGAAAGAAGCUUUUUACUCCCUGAUAAAGUCAUCCUUUUGAUCUUAAUUGAAUACUUCCAUCAAUGAACAUUGGUUUUGGUGGAGAUGAUGAUAAAAAAUUCAGACUUUUAGGUCAUUUCGAACAAGGUACAAUCUAUAACCGAAAAAAUUUUCGAUGUAUUGCUUUCUACGAAAAUUUUUAUCUUAGAUGAUUUUCGGAUCAAAAAUGCUUCGAAAUUAUUUUAGGGUCGACUUCAUCGGAUUCUACGAGUUGAGCGGCUUGGAUGUUCUAAGUUGGUCGCAAAAAAAGCAAAUCAAACCGGAGAUACUUUUUGGUCCGCUCCGUUUGUUGAACGUUAUGCUAAAGGCUGAUAUGUCUCGGUUUUUACUUUCUUGGAAAUUUAUAAAAAUUUCUGGGGAUUUUUAGACGCGAUUCUCCUUUCCCGCGCUUCACUUUGCUCUCAGUCGAAUCUAUACGAGAAGAUAACGAGGGGAUGGUCAGAACAGGAUUUUUUUUCCUUUUUUCAAGUUUAUUUUUCUAAGGAACAAGUCGGCUCAGUGUUUUGGCCGUCACAAUGUCAUCGUUUCGACGAUUUGGAAUACGUUGACAAAACGGUGCGUUUCGAGGAGUUUGUUAUGCCGUGUUCGAAGUAAUUUCCGCGGAAUGCAAAAGAUCUCUGUCUCUCCAAAAUUAAUUUAUCUUCUUUCAAUUUUCGAUGGCUAUUUUAGAUUUCGCGAAAUCACUUUGAACACAGCAUUAGAUUUCAAGACUUGUCUUCUCGUAAGGUCAUUGAACGUAACUUUAGGCCAAAGAGUACAUCUUGAGAUCGAAAAGCCGCCCUUCGGUUGUCGUUUGGUGUUAUUUCCAGAACGCAUGGAUUGAUAUCGUCGAGAAUUUUUCCAAGGAUGUUCUCUUUUCGGUGACUUUUUCGUUUAUUGUAUUGAAACUAUGUGGUAAUCUUUCAGGCAAUUGUGGCUCCGCGUCGAGUUAAAGGAAAAUUAGAAGGAUACAGAGCUCUAAUCGCAGGCCCCCUCAAGGUUUUAGAAUAAUCUCUUUCUCAAACAUUUCCGGACAGUUCAGAAACUCCUAUAGCAGAAAUAUUGUGCAGAGAAAUCCUGAAUUUUAAUUUUAAAAAAAGCCUCCUUUUUUGGUUAUGAAAAUUUCUUGAGAGAGGCUUCUGUAGCCUUUUUGCAGUUUUACUAAUCUUUGAGAGCUCAUUUCGGAGAAACUGGUUAGUUUUGUAGGUUAGAGAGCGGCGGAAGCUUUCGUUGCUCAGUUCUUGUGUGGCAGAAAUAUUUGAAGGAGCCUCAUUGCAGCUUGUCUUGUUGAAAACGCAACAUCGCUUACGGAACUACGUUCCAAAAACGUUUCCCAGUGAUCGUCGGUGCAAGGAAGCUCAAGAGAAACUCAAAGAAACCCUGGCAAACUCGACGAGAUCUCGAUCCGACGUUUCUGAACCGCGCAGAAGAACCCAAAGCUUCAACAAUUAGCAAUCUUUACUCGUUUUUCUGUUGUACUAGUUCAUUAUUUGUGUGCUUUUCUCUUCGUUUUUUGUAGCUCGCAAAUUUCUUAGAACCUAUCCGUCUGUAUGAUAAAUUUUUCUCUAAUUUAAUUUUUGUUGAAUUUUUUUUUCCAGUUCGAAACUGUUAGAAACAGUUCAUACUUUGCGAGUAAUUGCGAAAACCGAUGGUACGACAAAAUCUCAAGUCCGCAAAUCUCGAGGACCGUAAUCUUGUGUACGCAGAUCUAAAGUCCCAUAAUCUUGAAACCAAAAUCUUGGAGACCGAAAUCUUGGAAACCACAAUCUUGGAAAGCAAAAAAACUUCCUUUUUAGUCUUCUUUUAUUGCACUUUAUCUACUUAUAUUCUCUCGUUUGGAUCACCGAAUACAAUUUCUGAUAAAAUCUAUUCGCAAAAGCGUUGAUUUUUACUUUCCAAGAUUGUGGUUUCCAAGAUUUUGGUCUCCAAGAUUUUGGUUUCCAAGAUUAUGGGACUUUAGAUCUGCGUACACAAGAUUACGGUCCUCGAGAUUUGCGGACUUGAGAUUUUGUCGUACCAUCCGAAAACCGAUGCCGCAUUUGAAAAGUCAGUGUGCGGGUUUGCAAAGUGGUGUGUGCUGUUUGCAUUUUGAGAAAUUUUGAUAAAGAAAAAUAGUUCUGAAAUUUUCCGUUUAUUCGAGUUUCAAAAAUAUUUUUUUCCUAAUUGAUUACCGCCAUUUCAGAAUUUAUCCAUCAAUUGUGAGAACUUUUUUGCAAGAAUUUCAUUUUUUUUUUAUUUUAUUUUUGAAGCUUUUUCUUAAAAAUGUAGUCCAAUCGGAAAAAAAAAAUGAUUAGAAAAUGACAGUUUUUUUAUUUCCCUGUUGCCUAUCCAAAUUAAUAAAUCGUAUCUACAAAUUUAAAAAAUUUCGCCGCGGUAUCCCUGAUUGCAGCAGAAAGAGCAGCACGCGUUUUGAUUUUAAGACGUUAUCCUUUCUUUUUUUACAACACAAUACUAAUUUCUCUGAUUUCUACUUUCCCACUUUGCGUUUAGGCCCUUACAUUAAGUUUUUUUAAUUCCUAGUUUCAAAUUAUUAAUGUUUAUAUUUCUCGACUUAUGUUGUUUCUCUAGUAAGAAAUAUUUUUGCAGAGACUUAUCUAGAAGAAUCUUAGCUUACGUGUGAUCAUAUCAAGCUAGCUUAAGCAACAUAAAGUAAAAAAAUAAGUUUUUUUAGUGUUCUCAAUUUUUUUCUCCGUAUAAUUUCCAUAUUCCAUUUCAGCGUUUCAAUGAGUGAUACGUUGUUCGGUUUCAAUCGCUCAAACGUGGUUCUCGCAGCCGGGAUCGCAGGCGCGGCUUUCGUCGGUUAUUGCAUUUACUUUGACCAUAAAAGGACCACUGCUCCCGAUUACAAAGACAAAAUUCGCCAGAGUACGUUUUCUUUUGUUUUGCUUGAAAUAUUAUGGUUUCAUUCCGCGCAAAAAGGCUUAGAAGAGGUAAUUUUUGAUGUAAUUUUUUUAUAGUGUGUUUUUCUCUUCUCAAAAUCUUUGUAACAAAAAAAUGAGUUAUUUUUUUCUGUUUUCAGAGCGACGAGCCGACGCAGCAGCUCGUGGAGGAAUCGGAUUGAGGUCGACGGCGUCGGCCGGAAGAAGCGGCGAAAUGAACUUGUCGGACCCGGCGAUGAUGCAGGCCUUCUUCUUACAAGAAGUUCAGCUCGGUGAAGAGCUCAUGGGUGCAGGUUCGACUUUUUUUUUACAUCGUCGUGAUUUCAAAAAAACAGUAAUUCUCACGACGCUAUCUUCGUGUUUCGUUAUGGCUUCCCGAAAGUUGCACGCGAAAAACUGGGCAUCUUCUGACAAAAAUACACUUUUUUUUUUCUCGACUGAUAUUAAAAAUGCCCGACUUUAAGCUUUUAUCCCCUUUUUACGAAAAUAAGUUUUUUUUUUCAAUCAUAUUUUUCUCAACGAUUACCGUGAAGCAUUUAGAGAAACUAGCAUCAGUUAAGUUUCUUGACCGGUUUUGAGUUGAUUGCUGCGGUAGCCCGUAGUUUUUAUUCGCACAUUUCUACAUUUUUAAAGCCUAUACCCGACGGGAAGAACCUUUUGUUUUAGGAAACAUCGAGGAAGGCUCGACGCACAUCGCCAACGCGGUCGUUCUGUGCGGAGAGUCGCAGCAACUGCUCUCCAUCUUCCAGCAGACGCUCUCCGAGGAACAGUUCCGCGCCGUCCUCGUCAAACUGCCCAGUACUCGCGAGGUACUGCUUUCUUCAUGUUUCUGAUCAAUUUAACAGAUCAUUCUCUUUUCUUCAUACUGAUUGUCUGACUUAAGAGAACAAAUUUUGGUUUCCACUUCGAAAAAGUUUUCCUUCAUUUUUGCUAUUGCCCUCUACUUGGAUAUUAGUCAAAAACUUUUUUUUACCAUUUCUCAAUAUUUCAGCGACUGGCUUCAAUGUUCGGAAAAGCGGCUGAUUCAGCAGAAGAUGAGCCGCCCACUGUGCAGUAUAUCGGCGAUGGCCCCGCUCCUUCUCAGGUUAUUCUUUCAAAUUGAAAACUUGUAAACAUCCUGUAUUUGAAUCGAAUUCUGCGCUACUUUUGUUUAGGCUCGUUUGAAAAAAAAAAUGCGUUUAGAUAACUUUUUCUCUAAAUAAAGUAUAGUGUAGAACAAGAUGUUUAAGAUUUUUUUUUUGACUAUGAGCUGUUAUUUCUUGACGACCUAUCUGAUACUUUUUAUUGAGCCAAAAACAACAAAAAAAAUUUGAUUUGAUUGUUAAAUUUUUGUUUUACAGAUCCAAGAACUGAUUGACGACACGGACGAUCUCGAAUAA
Caenorhabditis auriculariae is the source of this 8261-nucleotide messenger RNA. The record is from the annotation of a GenBank genome assembly. NCBI's taxonomy places the organism in Eukaryota, Metazoa, Nematoda, Chromadorea, Rhabditida, Rhabditidae.